Monascus purpureus is the source of this 5131-nucleotide messenger RNA. The record is from the annotation of a GenBank genome assembly. Lineage: Eukaryota; Fungi; Ascomycota; Eurotiomycetes; Eurotiales; Aspergillaceae.
AUGGCGUCGAAAACUGACUCCGCGGGGUCCGUACGUCCGCGAUCUCGUCGCUCCAUUGCUCAUGUACCGCGAUCCAAGGCCCUCUCCGGAUCUGAGAAAGAGAAUGCUACGACAGAUUUUGGCGCCUUUAAAACUCUCCAAGGCAGUGCGAAGCCGGCGGCGGGAAAGAACAAGAAGUCUCGCAGCAAAAGUCUCGGACCUGGAGGUCUAGAUGCGCUGCAAGCCUCCAAUGGCAACCGGCGCCAGUCUACGGCUCCGUUUCCUCUCAAGUCAAUCCUAAAACCUACAAUCCCCGUCUCCCCCGUCCGCAAUAUCCCGUCUUUUGAGGAAACACGCAGACGGACACCCCGCGAUGCGCCGCAGAAUCGAGUUUCAGCGAACGAUGGCGCAAAUGAUCAGAGUAGAGAAGGGCUGUUAAUUGAUUUUGAAACUCCGACGCUACCCUCCGUGGUUGGUGCAGACAACCUUGCGAAUCCCUUCGAUUCCUUCAAUGCCUCAUCCGCGAUUCGUGAUGGAAAGGCCGCAGCAAGAGAGCGCGAGGAAAGAGAGAAGAGGGAGCACGAUCGACAGUUGAUCCUUCAACAGAGAGAAGCGCGUCGGAAGUCGAUGGCCAACCGCCGUGUAUCUUUUGCCCCUGAGGCGACAUUGCACACGUGGAAUGUGGUGGAAAUUGCGGAGGACUCAACAUCGUCUUCCGCUUCCAAUUCCACUAGACGUUCAUCAUCAUUGCAAAAUUCCAGGAAUGAUGACCAGGAACAUGAUCAGGAGCCUCUGUCUUCACCUGGAAAUGAUAUCGAUUCGGAUGCUGCUUUCUCUCCCGUUCGCCAACAAGACCUACAGCGACUCAGAGAAGGCUCUGCAUCUGCAGCUUACGACAAUGCGGCGAGUUCUCAAGAAUUAUCUUCUAGUCCCCUAAGCGGAAGCUCAGCGGAAGGAAGUGAGGAUACAGGCGUGCAGAGCGUAGCCCGAGAAGAAGAUGACGAUGAUGAUGAUGACGACGACGACAACGGUUCUUCAGAUUCAGAUGCUGGAUUCGAUGCCGAGAGUACUGCCAUGAGCAUAGACGAUAUGACAGUUCGCUCAGCUGUCACGACACGGUCAGAUGAUGGCAGUACCACCUCUACUGCUCGGCUUAAUGAAGCGUUGCGUCAAGCGGCUAAGGAAGCUGGGACAAGAGGUAUUGAGUAUUAUGAAAACGAUGAAGACGGCGACACGUCAAUGGAGAUUGCCGACCAGGAGAUUACCGGCGCCUUUCAACCCUGGAUUAAAAAAGGUCAAAGGCAAAGUUUCGAAUGGGAUGAUAUCAGUGCUCUACAUGAUCAAGAGAAUGUUGAUCCAUCCAAACGAUCCAUUGGGGGGGGUCUUCCCCAGCCAAACAGCGGUAAUGACGAUGAGGAUCUCAGUAUGGAUCAGACCAACGCUAUUGGUCGCAUUCUCUCUAACAACUCUAGUUUCCCUCAGAGCGGUGUUCGUCGUAAAUCGUCUGGUGCGGAAACGAAUUAUGAGGAGCAAACCAUGGAAUUUACGAAUGUCGUUGGAGGGAUUGAACACCCAGUAUCGCCUACGAAGUCCACUUAUACCGGCAGCAAUAUAGAUGAGGACGAAGGGAUGACAAUGGAGUUCACAUCCGUGGUCGGUGGUGUUCUUGGGAAAAGUACUACUCCUCCUGGUGAACCGAAAUAUCCAACUCUUCCCCAAGGUCCAGAUGAUGAGAAUAAUGAGAAACGCAAGGAUCGGAUGCCUCUCGAGUCUGGCGAUCAGCAAGAUGACAUGGAAGGCAUAGAUAUGGAAUUUACGCGACCUGUCGGCGGUAUCCUUACCCCAGCCCAGAAACAAGUCGACAAUGAAGAGGACGACCAGACUGUGGGAAUGGAUAUUACAACGGCAAUUGGCGGCAUAAUGCCAGUUGAUCCUAGAAUAAAGAGCACGGACGAGUCGACCAAACUUGACUCUAGCACCGGCCAACUCGCUUCCUCAACGCCCCAGGAAGACGUCCAGCAACCACAAACAAACUCCCCAAUCUCAUUCCAUGUGGCCGCAGUCGCCUCCGAGAACGGUAGCCCCAGUUUGACAAGUGUGAGGUCUCGACGGACGAGACGAAGCUCCCGGGGGUCGAGUACUCCAAACUCUACCUCACAGCAUGCAUCGCCAGCCCAAAAACUGCCUGCACCACAGCAAGUCACACCUAGAACAACACGCCGGUCGACACAUUCCGAAACGACUCCAUCUCAGAGUGCAUCCCUUGGGGACUCCCAGCAAACGAAGCCUCAAGGUUCUGCAAGUAAGCGUGCAUCUGUCGACCGCAAAAAUGACUUUCAACAUAGUGAAGUUAAGGGUGACUCGACUCCGCUCUUUUCACUCAAACCCAGGGAAAGGCGCUCGUCCGGCCUGGGGAUUGAUAAGGAAGGGCUUGGAUCUCCUAGUGUGGCAGCCAUGCUGGACAAACGGAGAUCUAUUGGUCAUGAGGCUUCUCAGUUUGUUCCUCAAGUACAGGGCGUCCGUUUUGAAGAUCCUCUUAAACUUCAUGCGGAAGUUGAUCGUGAGCGCGAAGAGGAGGAAAGACGAGAAGAUGGUCACAUACUUCCCGAAAAGGAUGCUACGUUGAGCUUAAAGGAGAUGAUCUCUAGUCUCACACCGAAGAAGAGCAAACUCCGUGGUCGAAAAAGCUUGCACGUAGGAGCCGCCAAAGGCUUACUCGGGAAGCGGCCCAUAGAGUUGGAUAUGGACGACGACGAAGUAGAGGAUACUCCUAAACGUCUCAGAGGCCCGGGUGCCAGCCCAGUGAAAAAUAUCAGGCUCCCUACACCAUCAGCAAACGACGAGGCAGUUUCUCAAUCCAUACGUUCACCUUCACGGAAAUCAUUGAGGUUAUCCCCAGUUAAACUCAGCACUACACCUGUGCAGGAGCCAAAAAGCGGACCAGGGGACUUGACGAGCCCACUGAAACAUGGAAUUGAGUCCUUGCAUCUUACGACGCCUUUAGCAUCGUCACCAUCUCGACCAGAGGAAGAGAGUAUUGACAUCCAAGAAUCCGAGUCGAAAUUUGAACCGAUACAGUUACAAGACUUCCUCAACAUGACCAACAUACAUUUCAUGGAGCUUACGACGACGAAGAGACGCCAUACGACUGCCCCAAAUAGUGCCAGGCGAGAAAGCCGGCUUUCCGCUGGAAAUGAACCCAAAUCUGGGGCGGCCAGUUUCGAGGACUGUGUAGCUGCUGGAUUCUGCACGCUGCCGAUGCUCGAGCUGUAUCAGCAUUCCUGCCGGGAGUUGAAGUCGUACAUAUCAGAAGGAAGGCAAGUGAUCAGAUCUAUCGAAGCGGAAACUUACGCGGACAACCCGCCACUGUUCCGUGAAUACAUGACGGCUCCUCCCGACAUUCGUCUGCUAAUGGACAAUCAAUUCCGAAAUGUCAAGACUCAUGCGAGAUUGCUCAGCAAGGCAACGUGGUAUGAUUGGCGGAUGAAGCUUCUUGAUGGCUUGAAGGAGGGUCUUCAUCGCCAUGUUGAGGAAAUGAAAGGCGACGAUGAAUUCCUAGCCAAAAAGGAGUCGCUCCUCAACCGUAUCGUGCCUGAACUUGUUGAGAAACACUCAUCACUUGAACAGGAAGCCACAUCACUGCAACAGUUGGUUGAUGAGAUGGAGAACUGUGAUCAGGAUGAACUUCGAAGAGCGAGGGAAAAGCUCUCCAGCGUAGAAGCUGAGAUUGAAUCGAAGAAGCAGCAGCUAAAGGAGCUCCGGGAGGAAUUACAAGACAAGACAGACACCAUUGACACCGCAACAGAGCUUAAAGCAGAAUAUACGGCUCAGAUUGAGCAAGCGGAACGCGUCAAAGAGGAAUGUCGAGGAUGGAGUGCGAGGGAAAUCAAUGAACUUAAAGCGUCUGUCCUCGACAUUGAACGUCAGACUGGCUGGUCUAUCGUCUCUGCCUCAUCCUCGUCUGGGUCCGCGGGACCACUGAUGACGAUGUGUUACCGCGACCAACUGCGAUUGUCUUUCUACCCGGGAGCCUUUAGCACUGGAGAUCCAUCUCACACGAGCGAGGAAAGGAAGAAUAUGCCUGUUGAACUGGCCUAUGCGCCAGGAACCAGCAAGAAAUCGACAUAUCUUUCAACGGCGCAACUCUCGCCCAUAUGUUCUUUUGUUUCGAAAUCACUCGACUGCUACACAACUACUAUCCAGCAAUCUACCAUCACUCCUAGACAAUUUCUCCGUUUCAUUUCGGAGACCUGGGACCGCGUUCUCGUCCUGGAAGAAGAAGCUCGCAUGCUCGAAUUGUGCGGCGUCACCAAGAUUAAGAUUGCUGAGUCGGGAGGGAAUGUCAAUAAUUCGACUCUCAGAGCCAGGUGCACGCUUCUCUCUCGAAGGACGUCCAAAGAUGAAGCGACCCCGGCGAAGAAGGGAACCGUUUCUUCCACCACAGCUGCGAUACAGAAGCGAAUCGACGUCGACUUUAUUGUCAAAAGCCAUGUCGUUCCUAGCAGUGUCAGAAAUGGGGCUGAUGAUUCGAAGGCAACUGGAUCCAUGUAUUUCGAAACGGAUGUCACAGCCAGCAAGGUUUAUGGCUUUGGGGCUGAGAAUGGUGAAGUGGGAAUUUCAGAAAAGGAGAUGCGUGAGAUCCUUCGCAAGGAACUUGGAACGAACGUCGGGAAGGGAAAGGAGUCGCUGGCGCCGCAGCUUGGGGACGGAGCCUGGCAGAAGGCCGUGCAAGCGCUUCUCAGGGCUGUUUUCUGAAUGAAUCUUUGCUUAUCUUGGUCCUGUAUGGGUUUGGGUCUAGGGUCGAAAUUUGUUUAUAGGUCUGGUUGGAGUUGUUUCUUUCUUUGGUUGCAUGCUUUUGCUCUUUUUUUUCCCCUAAUGCUUGGAUGUUAUUUCUUUGCUGUUAUCUGGUCUCACUCGUUUGAUAUGAGUUCUCUUCGGGUCUUCGUUCAUGGCGUGGCUUUCCUUUCUUUUUUCCUGGACUAGUUUAAACGUUCUCUUUGCUAAUCUAAUAUGAACAUUUGGAUGUGAGUGAUUCAAUCAGCAUAUUCAGAGGUGAGAGAAUAAGCAUUGAGAUGAUAGUGGCUGCACUGAGUACACAUAGACACACACACACACAGAGAGAGAGAGAGAGAACUGAAAUAGAUGUGUCAUC